GAUGGCCACCGGGGCCUCCCGGGGAGAGGAAGAUGUCGGCAGGGUGUCCGGUAGGUGGCGCUGUGUGGUGACAGACAGACGGGAGGAGGAAGAUGGCCAGCCAGGAGGACCCGGUGCAGAGAGAGAUCCACCAGGAUUGGGCGAACCGGGAAUACAUCGAGGUGAUCACCAGCAGCAUCAAGAAGAUCGCCGACUUCCUCAACUCCUUCGACAUGUCUUGCCGAUCCCGUCUGGCGACGUUGAACGAGAAGCUGACGGCUCUGGAGAGGCGGAUCGAAUACAUUGAAGCUCGGGUGACCAAAGGCGAAACGCUGACAUAGACCCCGCCCCUCCCCCCCACGCCUCUUACACUGAAAUAUUUUAUAUACAGAUAUACGCUAUGGACUUCUCAUCCUCCAAUCCGCCUCUGUCUCUGAUAACCCCCCUCCCCCUCUCUGUACACUGGCCGAACACGUCACAAGACAACGGUUGAGCGUAGAUGUAUAUCCCCUCCCCCGAUCAUUCCUGGGCCGCAUCUUCUGAUACAUCGCCUCCGGAGAAGGACGCCACGGCUCGCUGUCUGUACGAAAACACGAGAUGUUCCGAGAAAACUGGUCACUGUGCCAACCAAGACGACGCUUUCUACGUUUUUCUUUUAUUUUUUUUUUUCUUUUGUAUCCGUGUCGCGUAAUCUAUAAAUUGUGUAAAAAAUAAAUGUAUACGGUGACUUUGGUGUUCUGGCGAUCUUCUGAUUUA
Rana temporaria (common frog) is the source of this 735-nucleotide messenger RNA. It is a transcript of the gene BRK1, whose product is annotated as BRICK1 subunit of SCAR/WAVE actin nucleating complex. NCBI's taxonomy places the organism in Eukaryota, Metazoa, Chordata, Amphibia, Anura, Ranidae. The transcript is spliced from 3 exons. The record is from RefSeq and is a predicted model, not a curated record. Gene Ontology annotation, molecular function: protein-containing complex binding. Gene Ontology annotation, cellular component: SCAR complex. Gene Ontology annotation, biological process: actin filament organization; regulation of actin polymerization or depolymerization; cell motility. Bases 93 to 320 code for a protein of 75 amino acids.